This is a messenger RNA of Thermothelomyces thermophilus ATCC 42464, 1074 nucleotides long. Its product is annotated as 2OG-Fe(II) oxygenase-like protein. Gene Ontology annotation, molecular function: dioxygenase activity. The record is from RefSeq and is a predicted model, not a curated record. NCBI's taxonomy places the organism in Eukaryota, Fungi, Ascomycota, Sordariomycetes, Sordariales, Chaetomiaceae. The transcript is spliced from 3 exons. The coding region runs from base 67 to 1074 and encodes 335 amino acids.
CUUCAGUGCUGUCAAGUGUAACGUACCUUUCACAAACAACCUAACCAAGACUUCCAAGUCAACAUCAUGCCUGUCCCGCUCCUUGACGCAUCCCAAGUUCGGGCUGGCCCUGAGGCGCGAAAGAGCUUCCUCAGGGACCUGAUCCAGAGUUUCCAGGACUAUGGAUUCGUCCGGCUCACGAACCAUGGCAUUCCUCCGGCGAGGGUGAAGGAAAUGUUUGAGCUGGCGGGUGAACUGUUCAGUCUCGACACCGAAACUAAACUCGGAUUCGCCAACAUUGCCGAUGGCAGCCCCCAGCGCGGGUAUAGCGCUAUUGGCGUUGAGAAGACCGCUUCCUUGCACGGAAAGCUGAUCGGCCGUAACGUGGAUGAGAGGCUGACAGAUGCUAGAGAGCACUUUGACUGCGGCUCCCCGCUUGAUGAGGAGUACAGGAACCGGUGGCCCCAGUCCGAAUCUCUUGGCUAUUUCCGGAAGGAAAUGGAAGCGUUCUACUUCGAGAUGGAACAGGUAACUGCCGAGCUGCUCAGUUGGCUGGAAGAGGGACUGGGCGUGCCCCGGGGCACGUUCAACAAUCUCGUCACGCACGAGAAGAACGCCAGCGAGCUCCGUCUGAACCACUACCCCCCCGUCCCGGCCUCGCAGCUCCUCAGCGGCCAGGUCUCGCGCAUCUGGCCUCACUUCGACCUGGGCGUCAUCACCCUGCUCUUCACCUCCGGGGUGGGCGGGCUCGAAGUGGAGGACAGGAAGGCGCCCGGACCGCAGACCUUCAUCCCGGUCGAGGCCGAGACGCAGGACGAGCUCAUCGUGAACAUCAGCGAGACCCUCCAGCGCUGGACCGACGACAAGCUCCCGGCGGGCCUGCACCGCGUCUCGACUCCGAAGGAGCUCGAGGAGAGGAUCAAGACCGACAGCAGCGUCGAGAUCCCGCGGCGCUACAGCAUCGCGUAUCUGUGCAAGGCUGACCGCCACGCCUCCGUGGGCACCCUCCCGGCCUUCCAGACCGAGGAGAAGCCUCACUACCAGGAGAUGACGGCGGCCGAGUAUCACCGUCAGCGGCUCUUGACGGCCUACUAA